ACCCGGAAACGUGUUGACAAAUGUGAUUUUGUUCAUGCCGAUGCGCAUUACGACACUUAUUUGAAAUGCUGACUGCUUGACAUUUCGUCCUCGUCUUUAUACACCGUAUGCACAAUGCUGAAAUAUUUGGUAGCUCUUAUAUCAAUGGUGUUGGCCGUGUGGACGGUGCCGGAGUGGCUCACGUUCCCAAUCUACGGCAGCGUAGUGAACGUGCUGGAGUCUUGGCUGCGGCAGCAGGUCGGUGAUAAGCCAGCAUCUGCUCCGGGGCGCUUGCUGACCGAAGAUGAGCUGUCUUUAUACAAUGGAGAAGAGAACAGUAAAGGAUUGUACCUGGCCAUCUUAGGACAGGUGUUUGACGUUGAAAAGGGGCGGAAACAUUACGGCCCUGGCGGCGGGUAUCAUUUCUUUACAGGGAAAGACGCGUCAAGGGCGUUUAUUACAGGGGAUUUCACAGAGACCGGCUUAAGUAGCGACGUCUCUGAUUUCACGGACUCCCAGAUUGUGGCUCUUUAUGACUGGCUGUCAUUUUAUCAGAAGGACUACACUCCAGUAGGUAAACUGAUGGGCCGAUUCUACACAGAAACCGGGCAGCCCACUGAUGCUUUGUUACACGUUGAGGCUUUCUUGUCUGAGGGGUUGAAGAAAAAGGCCCAGGCUCAGAGUGAAAUGCAGCUGUACCCAGCCUGCAACUCGGAGUGGAGCGAAGCCAGCGGGGGACGUGUAUGGUGCUCUACAAUGAGUGGUGGCAUUCACAGGGACUGGGUUGGAGUUCCCAGAAUGCUCUUCUCCCCUGGGUCUGGCCAUUCCCGAUGCGUGUGCAUACGACUGUCAGAUCCUGUUCACGUCGAGAACCGAAACCUCAGAGAGUACAAAGACUGUCCUCCUCAUGCAGAGUCCUGUCGCGUCACCAAAGACUGAGCUACAAGUAUACAUAACACUAUUUGCAUUUCAUUUAACAAUUUUUUCAUUUCAAUUGAUUGUAACAGGCACAUUCCAAGUGACUGAUGCUGCUUGUUAUGUUUCUAAUUUAAUUCAUUCUGUUGCAGUUUGUGGCCAAGUAUAUUACUCGUGCCAUUAAAGAUUGUUCAAUAAGACAA
Molecule: messenger RNA, 1097 nt
Organism: Puntigrus tetrazona (Sumatra barb)
Lineage: Eukaryota; Metazoa; Chordata; Actinopteri; Cypriniformes; Cyprinidae
Product: neuferricin
Exons: 4
Coding region: 115-918 (267 amino acids)
Cellular component (GO): endomembrane system; membrane
Source: RefSeq, a predicted model, not a curated record